AUGACUGAAUCGGACCAGACGCUUCUGCAGGUACAGCGGCUGCUGCAUCGAGUACCGUUAAUCGAUGGACACAACGACUUUCCGUUCAUGCUACGCGGCUUGCACUCAAACCAACUCGACCAGGGCCAGUUGGAUAACUUCCCCAUCGGUCAAACGGACAUUGCUCGCCUGCGACGGGGCAUGGUGGGCGGGCAGUUCUGGAGCGCAUAUGUGCCAUGCUCAAAAGAACCGGAAUUAGCGCUCGAUGACCCAUACCUCGAAUGCCUCCGCCAAACGCUUCAGCAAAUCGAUGCCAUUCACCGGAUGAUCGAACGAUACCCGAAAGUGUUUGGUCUCGCCCAGAGCACCCAAGAUGUUUGGGAAAUGUUUCGAUCAGGGCGUAUAGCCAGCCUUAUUGCGAUUGAAGGUUUGCACCAGAUUGCAAACAGUCCUGGAGCCCUGAGGAUGCUGCAUCGACUCGGAGUGCGGUACGCCACCUUGACUCACACCAGAAACAACCAGUACUACGACUCGGCUACAGACGAGCCGCUCCACAAUGGCUUGAGCCAGAUUGGCAAGAAAAUGAUUCACGAGAUGAACCGUGUCGGAAUGAUGAUAGACCUAUCCCACACGAGCACAUCCACUCAACAAGCCGUCCUAGAGGUCUCGAAAGCUCCUGUAAUAUUCUCCCAUUCUGCCUGUGCCGCGCUUGUGUCACACCCGCGUAAUGUCACAGAUGAGGUACUACGCAUGCUGGAGAAGAAUGGCGGUGUUAUCAUGAUAUGCUUCCUGCGAGAGUUGGUGGAUCCGACCGGAGGUGAACAGGCCACCUGCUCGCAGGUUGUCGAUCACAUCCUACACGCGGCCAAACGGAUUGGCUAUGACCAUGUGGGGAUAGGAUCUGAUUUUGAUGGGAUGUUACAAGGGCCGAAAGAGCUAGAUGAUGUGUCUGCAUUCCCACAGCUCGUGGCCCAGCUGUUACAGCGAGGAGUAGCCGAGUCUAAUGUUGAGAAAGUCGUCGGCCUUAACAUCCUUCGAAUCAUGAAGGAGGUGGAGGAUGUGGCUUUCCAGGAACAGAAUUUCAACACCACGGACCAUCUCUGCGAUGAGAUCAGGCCGAUGUGGACGGCCGAACAGAGAGAGAUGUUACACCUCCAGGGAAGAAAACGAGGGCUUGCAUAA
Molecule: messenger RNA, 1161 nt
Organism: Aspergillus puulaauensis
Lineage: Eukaryota; Fungi; Ascomycota; Eurotiomycetes; Eurotiales; Aspergillaceae
Gene: gliJ
Product: dipeptidase gliJ
Exons: 6
Coding region: 1-1161 (386 amino acids)
Biological process (GO): proteolysis
Molecular function (GO): metallodipeptidase activity
Source: RefSeq, a predicted model, not a curated record